Didymodactylos carnosus is the source of this 234-nucleotide messenger RNA. The record is from the annotation of a GenBank genome assembly. Lineage: Eukaryota; Metazoa; Rotifera; Eurotatoria; Philodinida; Philodinidae.
AUGGUGAAAGGUUUUGGUACAAUUGAUGAAUGUGGUGUUGGCUUGUUUCAUACAUGUUCAUGUACACAUGAAGCAAUGACUGGGUGUGGUGCAAAAUGCGAAAAAACGGUACAGGAAUGGGUAAGAUCGGGAUGUCCUGGUGGACUUUUUGGUCUUAAACGUGGACACAUUAUGAGUCAUCAUCAUGGAGAUUGUCAAAAAGGCUACGGCUCUAAACGAUAUACAUGUCCUUAA